AUGUCUGUGCCUCUGAGAAUCGAGAUCAUGCAGAGAGAAACCAUCAAACCAUCCUCUCCAACGCCCCUUCACUUAAGAAGUCUCAAGCUCUCUCUUCUGGACCAAUCCAUGCCAGUAGGUCACAUUCCCCUGCAGCUAUUUUACCCCAGGAAUGGAAACGACACAGAUCACCUUGCCAAAGCCACGGAAAGGUCACUGCUACUAAAGACCUCACUGUCUGAAGCCUUGACUCAUUUUUAUCCAUUCGCAGGCAGACUCAAAGACAAUUUGUCCAUUGAAUGUGAUGACCAUGGGGCUGAAUAUAUUGAGGCUCGAAUCCAUUGUAUUCUCUCUGAUAUUCUCAAAAAGCCUGAUACUGAAGUGCUAAAACAACUCCUUCCUGCAGCUAUAAGUGAACCAGCCACGGCCAGGGAUAGUCAAUUAAUUGUCCAAGCUAGUUUCUUUGAUUGUGGUGGCUUGGCAAUUGGCGUGAAUCUUUCUCACAAGGUUGCAGAUGCAGCCACGCUAACAUCAUUCAUCAAGUGCUGGGCUGCAACCGCUCGCAGGUCGAGUACUGAGGUGGUGAUCAGUCCAGUGUUCAUGGGUGCUUCUAUUUUCCCACAAAUGGAUUUACCAAUCUCAAUGCUUCCAGUAUAUUUGAUUAAAGGAGAGUCUGUCAUGAAAAGGUUUGUGUUUGAAGCUCCCAAAAUUACUGCUCUCAAGGCUAAAGCCAUCAGUGCAAGCGUGCCAGAUCCAACACGGGUGGAAUCUGUAACAGCGUUGAUCUGGAAAUGUGCGAUGAGCGCAUCAAGAUCAAACUUGGGGGUUCCAAGAAAAGCUGUGUUGUCUCUUGGAGUGAAUAUUCGGAAGAGGCUUGUGCCAACCUUACCAGACAACUACGGUGGGAACUACGCAGGUAGUAUAUCAGCGCGGAUAGAGGAUCAUGAUGAUUUAGAAUUGCAAGGUAUAGUGAGCCGUAUAAGGAAAGAUCUUAUAGAGUUUGGUGAAAAAUAUGCUAAAAUAACCCCAGGGGACGAUAUUUCGUUAGCAAUUUGCAAGACGGUGGAAGAGUUUGGAAAGAUGGCCAUGAGCAAAGAUAUUGACUACUAUAACUGCUCCAGUUGGUGUAGAUUUGAACUUUAUGAUGCUGAUUUCGGAUGGGGAAAACCAAGAUGGUUGAGUAAUGUUUUAACUAUAGAGCUGAAAAAUCUUAUGUGUUUGAUCGACACAAGGGAUGGUGAUGGAAUAGAAGCGUGUAUAAGCUUGAGUCCAGAAGACAUGGCCUUGUUCGAAUCCAACAGGGAGCUGCUUGAAUUUGCUUCUGCAAAUCCUAGUUCACACAGAGUGAAUGAAAGACUUCCACAUUAUUGUGCAAUUGCACUUGGAUUCCGACUUCGGAGGCUUCAUGCUGUCCAUCUUCGGAGGAUUUCACAUUAUCGUGCAAUUGCACUUGGAUUCCAACUUAGGAGGCUUCAUAAUGUCCAUCUCGUUCGGAAGCCCAACAUUACGCACCAUAGAUUCAUUGGCAUUCUCAUCGUUCUCGGUCUAGUUGACAAGUGUUCUGGGCUGAAUCCCAGAGGAGUGCUGGAAAUAGAGUGUCCAUUUUAUAAAGGAGAAAAUAGUAGGGCUUCACCUUGGAAGCGGAUCCCUCUUUGUUGUGUCCCACAAGCUCAAGGUUUAGUGGAAAAGCUCGACAAGGAUUGGAUGGAUUUCUAUGUCUGGACUCCUAAUGGAAGCAGUCUGUCUGCGUUAUAUCGAGACGAGGCAUAA
Populus nigra (black poplar) is the source of this 1749-nucleotide messenger RNA. Its product is annotated as BAHD acyltransferase At5g47980-like. The transcript is spliced from 2 exons. Lineage: Eukaryota; Viridiplantae; Streptophyta; Magnoliopsida; Malpighiales; Salicaceae. The coding region runs from base 1 to 1749 and encodes 582 amino acids. The record is from RefSeq and is a predicted model, not a curated record.